This is a messenger RNA of Acanthosepion pharaonis, 813 nucleotides long. The record is from the annotation of a GenBank genome assembly. Lineage: Eukaryota; Metazoa; Mollusca; Cephalopoda; Sepiida; Sepiidae.
AUGGCAGGAGGCCUGGCUUAUGGAAUAUCCCAAUCUAUCUACACAGUUGAGGGUGGACACAGGGCUAUUAUCUUCAGCCGAAUUGGUGGUGUGAAAUCAGAUAUUUAUGCUGAAGGUAUCCAUUUCAGGGUUCCCUGGUUCCAUUAUCCAAUCAUUUAUGAUAUUCGUUCAAAGCCAAGAAAAUUAUCUUCUCCAACAGGAAGCAAAGAUUUGCAAAUGGUGAACAUCACACUUCGUGUUCUGUCACGGCCAGAUGCAUUUUCUCUUCCUCUUAUGUACCGCCAGCUAGGUUUGGAUUAUGAUGAACGUGUCUUACCAUCAAUUUGUAAUGAGGUUUUAAAAAGUGUUGUUGCUAAAUUCAAUGCCUCUCAGUUAAUAACCCAGCGUCAGCAGGUCAGUAUGUUAAUACGAAGACAACUGCUUGAGCGGGCCAAAGAUUUCCACAUAAUCCUUGAUGAUGUAUCAAUUACAGACCUCAGCUUUGGACGAGAGUACACUGCUGCCGUUGAAGCCAAACAGGUUGCCCAGCAAGAAGCUCAGCGUGCCCAGUUCAUUGUAGAAAAGGCCAAGCAAGAACGACAACAGAAGAUUGUACAAGCAGAAGGAGAGGCUGAAGCUGCAAAGAUGGUUGGACAGGCUAUUUCUACCAAUCCAGGUUAUCUGAAACUAAGAAAGAUCAGAGCUGCUCAGUCUAUUUCCAAAACAAUUGCUACCUCACAAAAUAGAGUCUUCUUGGAUUCCAAUUCCUUGAUGCUGAAUAUAAUGGAUCCUUUGUUUGGGGAAUCUGCAGAACAUAUUAAGAAGAAAAUUUAG